Messenger RNA from Brugia pahangi, 441 nucleotides. The record is from the annotation of a GenBank genome assembly. Lineage: Eukaryota; Metazoa; Nematoda; Chromadorea; Rhabditida; Onchocercidae.
AUGAGGGCUUACAGGGGAUUAUUCGGCCAGUCGAGAGAUCUUGCUGGAUACGAACGUAUGAGAAUGAAAAGAAUAGAAGGAAAAGCACUACUUGUCAAGGAAAGUUCUCCAGGAAUGUCAGCAAGAAUUGGAUAUCAACUGGAAGAUAUAUCGCGAUAUCUAGAUGGUUUACGAGAACAAAGGAAAGCAAGUGAAGAUAUCAUUGGCCAUUUGAAAAAAGAACGAGAAUUAAUCUCAUUACAGAUUGAUGAACUACGUAUAAAACUCAAUACAUUAGAUACGAGAAUAGGAAAAGAGGAAGAGAUUUGUUCACGUUUGGAAAGAACGAUAGCGCACGCAAACGAAACAUAUGAAAAACUUGUCGAAUCCUCUCAAAGUUUAGUGGACUAUGUUAAAAAAGAAUAUGAAGGCGCUCGCAGUUCAGGAUCAUCACUUACUUGA